UAUCUAGCCAGUUCCCUACCUUAAAUCCGAGAUCACGAAGCCGGGAAAUCUUUAUUCGGUGUCUAUGGAAGAGGAGCAUGCUAACUAAAAUACGAGAGCGGGCGCAAGCUGAGUCGCGGUUAUGGCGUGUUAGGGAUUCGGCGCUCGCGAGGUACGGGUCCCUGCGAUUUCGAUUUGGAUCGAGAAAGAGAGAGAAACGAUGGGGAACCGGAAAAUCCCAAGCUCAGAAACUCAGUUAGGACAAGAGAAGCGGAAGAGGAGAAGGGAAAAGCACAGCUCGUCAGUUGCAAAUAGAGUCGAGUCAAUGGAAGAGAGGAAUAGGCGAAAAAUAUCAGAAGAGAAAAAUGAUGUGAAAUCUACCAAUUUGAAAAGUACUGAUUCCAGUGCACUAAAGAAGUCCAGCUUCAGCGAGUCAAGGCCUGCUAAUUCAAGGAAACAUAGGAGGCAUCGAAAAAGAGGCAUGAAAAGGCAUUCUGAGAGUGGUUCUAUGGUAUGCUCCUCACUCUUAGCUGUUCGAAGUGACACUUCUGCUACAAGGUCAUUUUUACCGGGGAUUGUAGGUAAGGGCCAUAGGUUGAAGAAUAAUAGUAUCAGAACAGCAAUUGGUGAUGCUAAGGGGUCAUCAGAGAAGGGAAAUAGUGCUUUGACAAUAGCUGCUCAUGUUGAUUUAACUAAUGGCAAUAUGCAUACUGAAAUUAGUUCAAACUCGGGUAAUGUAGAAAAUACUCGGUCCAAUAAAAGUCGAAGAGCGAAAAGGAGGAAACAGAAGGAUUUUUCCUUGUCUCAUUAUAGAACUGGACUUGAUCAAGAAAAAUAUUUUGCUUUGAGUUCAUCCAUAUCAGACGUUGCAGAAAUAGAAGGUGUGGGAAAGAAUAAUAUGAAUGCAUCUAUUGAAAAUAAAUCAAUGCCAAUAGCCACGAAAGAAGGUGGUGGUUUGACAAAGACUUCGAAUGAUGAAUCACCAAGCAAUAAUUUCGUCUCCUCCGAAGUACAUCUAGACCAACAUGUAGUAGAAAACCCCAGUUUAAGCCAAAAUAAGAAGGCCACAAAUAAGGUGAUUGACAAGAGCUUGGAUUGCCUUGAUUGUGAUAUUAAACAAAUUCAAGACAAUAAGCCUAACAUUUUGUUGCAGCUUGCUGAAAUUGGUGGUGCAGACACUUCUAAUAGGGAAUCUGCAUCAAGUAAAAUUCGAAGAAGGGUCAGAAAAAAUAAGGCAAGUCAUAAGAGACAUGAAGAGAGAGUUUCAGAUGAUGCUAUUGAACUAAAGAAUGAAGGUUUCUCACAAGGCCAUGCCAGUCCUGUAGGAAGCAAUUUAGAGUUGCUUGCUACUGAUGAAAAGCAGGGACCAAGUUUGCCUCCUUCACCAAUUAGAGGCGUUAUAGAGAAUUUUGCAUCUUCAGGUUUACCUGACAAAGAAGACGAUCAGUUCCAUUUAUUCAAAAAGGGGGAUGCUAAUUUCUCUUUCCAUGUGGACCAUGAUCUCAUGGAUGGCAUAUCUGUGAAUCAUUCUGAGAAGGCAUCUACUUCAAAGAGGGAAGCUGCAUCAGAGAAUAUGAAACCUGCAGAUCAUAAAGAUUAUGUUUCAAAUGUAAUGCCUUUGUCAAAUCAUAGAGAUGCAACUCAUUAUCAGGAUGAGAGCGAAGUGCCUUCUUUAUUGGUGAACCAUGCUAUGGAGCAUUGUAUCUCCAUAGAUUUGUCCAGGAACCGGGAUAAGAAACUGGAUGUGCUGCAUGUUUCACCAGGAAGAUCAUUAAUUACUUACACUAAAAAAAAGUUGCUUGUUCUUGAUCUUAAUGGAGUGCUGGCUGAUGCUGUUCUUGAUUAUCGGAAAACCCUUAAUGCAGAUAAAUGGAUUGACAAACAAGCAGUCUUUAAAAGGCCAUUCUGUGAUGAUUUUCUGAACUUCUGCUUCGAGAAAUUUGAUAUAGGGAUCUGGUCAUCAAAAAAGAAAAAAAAUGUUGGUGCUAUGGUUGAUUAUCUGAUGGGGGAUGCUAAAAAUAGGUUGUUGUUUUGCUGGGAUAGAUCCAAAUGCACUAUCACUGGGUUCUCAACAGUUGAGAAUGUGGAAAAGCCAUUGGUUUUGAAAGAAAUGAAGAAACUAUGGAACAAAGAGGACCCUGAUCUUCCAUGGGAGAAUGGAGAGUAUUUGCCAUCAAAUACAUUGCUGGUGGAUGACUCUCCUUACAAGGCCCUCUGUAAUCCCCUGCACACUGCUAUCUUUCCACAUCCCUACCAUUUUUAUGAUGAAGGUGACAAUUCUAUAGGUCCAGGAGGAGAUCUUCGAGUCUACUUAGAAGGGCUAGCUAUGGCUGACAAUGUCCAACACUAUGUUUGUGCUCACCCAUUUGGCCAGCGAGCAAUAACAACAGCAAAUCCAUCUUGGAAGUUCUACCAACAGAUUAUUGAUAAAUUUGGGAAUUAUUCCUCUCCGACCUGCAAGGCCACUCAUGACCUUUGAGAGCAUCAUCUAACUAAUGGUGACCAAUGAGAAAUAGGAGAUGGAAAAUGAGUAGCAAUGUGAUUUGAAAUUUUGAGGCCAGUAUGUGCAUCCAACAUGAUGAAUGAGGAUGACAGAGUUCGCUUUUUAGGAAUUUAGAACUGAUUUACUGCGAUUGUUUUCACCCCUGCCAACAGUCAAAGCAUUAUCAUGUCAAGCCGGACAAUUGAUCAUCAAGUCGGAUAACUGAUUUUGCAGUUUGACGUUUCACUGUUCCGUGUAUACUGUUGUCAUCUAGUGUGAAAUGUACACGUCUUUUAUUCUUUUUUCUCACAAAAACAUGUCUUCUAUCCGUUAUAUUUUUUCAAUUCUUUGAUAGAAUUGGAGAUCAUUACUUGUUCUCUUUACCAGUAAUUGGGAUGUUGAGUUGAAGAAAGCAUGUGAUCUACUACGAAUGGGUUUCGGGAUGCCAUAAAUAUCUGUCCACUAUUUUCCCAUGAUGUACACCUUGGAUUCAUGAAACUAUUCCAAGAUUUUAGACAUGGUAGUUAGAACAAUCUGAAGUCUUUUUCUUUCCUUUCAAUAUCCCUUUUUGUUUUACUGUAGUACUCUAGGACAUGAUUUUCAUCUUAUUGCCUGGGUGCUAAUUUGCCUCCUCAGGAACUGAAACUUAUUGCGUCAUCAAUGCGGUUGUUU
Elaeis guineensis (African oil palm) is the source of this 3133-nucleotide messenger RNA. The record is from RefSeq and is a predicted model, not a curated record. NCBI's taxonomy places the organism in Eukaryota, Viridiplantae, Streptophyta, Magnoliopsida, Arecales, Arecaceae.